This is a messenger RNA of Acanthaster planci (crown-of-thorns starfish), 2221 nucleotides long. RefSeq lists its product as uncharacterized. Lineage: Eukaryota; Metazoa; Echinodermata; Asteroidea; Valvatida; Acanthasteridae. The record is from RefSeq and is a predicted model, not a curated record.
UGUUGCAUGAUAGUGUCUACAGAAAAUUAAUACGUCAUUAGGACCUGUGUGCAGAGGUCAGAACUGCAGGUAGGCCUACUGGGGAGCCUUCUGUUUGCAAAGCAGCUUUAAGUUCUGGUUGAGUAAAAAGACACACUGAGUUCAGCGAAGCGAGACGGGAGGAUCUGAUUCAAUGGGCAGUCGGCGCUGGACAGUCCAUCUUUUUCUACCUCCAUGAUCGCAUGCACACCCUCUGUGAACAAGUUUUGCGAUCUGAUUGAAAACCUCAAUUUUUUCCUGGACAGCGUUACGAACUUCAAGUUUCUCGAAAAUUGGCGAUCACUCCCUGGAAAGAUGUGGGGAACAAAUCUUUGAGUUGUGCUCCAAUUCGUCUGCUUUGCGAUGAAGGGAAUUUAGUGGAGUCGACUCGAGACUGACAGUGAGAAAUGCAUUUCACGCAGCGAGGAAAGUACAGUGCCCGCACAGCAGCGCUUCUUCACGGUUUGCUGACCUUGGUCAGUGGCGGUUUCGUCAUUUGCUGGGCGCAACCCGAUCCUGAACCACUUCCCAUGGAGUUACGAAGCACCCAAGCUGUGGAGAAAUUGAAAGAAGUAUUCUGCAUGAGAUGCGAAGGGGUAGAUCAGCCGCCGCCAACCCUCGCCCGUCCGGUCUUGCCACUUUGCGAGCAGCUCUGCCGCACCGAUGACGUGAGCCAUAAUCAUCAGUGCUGGGAUUUAGGAACACAAGGUAAUGUGAACUGCGAGGAAGAGAAUCAGUUCUCAGUCUGUGCGUACCAAGACGCCAAUGUGUGUCAGUACGAGGACAUGAGAGGGUCCUGCGUGUACCACAGGAACAGGGCAUUCUGCAUAUGCAAAGAUGAGGCCGGGUAUUGGUUAGAGUCUCCUAUGGAAAGCUGUGUCGUUGAACCCGAUGAGUCCGGUGGGCAAGACCGUCCAGUGAACCCCGAGCUACCUCCGCCGCCAACAACCCAGUCUGCGAUGUGUCCCUUCGGGGCCGAUCCCCAGAACGACCGGCUGUGCCUUCCUCCACCGCUGCCGACCGGGCCUGCAUCCUCAGCUACCACGCCUCGUGGCGGCGGCGCAGAUGCCAGAACAGCAAUUAACCUGCCGGCACUAGCCCUGGGAUGCGUCUUGUCUGCAGUUUUGCUACUCGUGAUCAUCGGAGUGGGUGUUUGGUGUCACUGGCACAGGAGAGGACCUACGGCUCGUCAUGAGACGAACAACACGAAAGUAGAGGGCUCAUCGUGUACUAAACUAGACGAAAAUGCUCCAAACACUACUACUCAGUUGCCCGAUUCACUGGUACCCGACGAGGUUCAUGAUUAUGCGUACGUAGACAGUCACUGGGGACAGGAACUCAGCAACCCCGAAAAGGAGGAGCCCAGACUUGAGCAUCAGAUGGGUCAAGAGGAUCAUUAUUAUUUCAAACUACACAAAAAUACCGAGGAGGGAAGCGUCCGCUAUGUAGGACACGCACCGAAAGAUGACUCUGCGAGACCAUCCGCUAGUGCAGAGGCUCCAAGCGACCCACAGUAUUUUAUUUUGGAGAAGGAAGAGGAUCUUGGGAAGGAGGAAAGCAAAGAGAGUGGUUCUGCGCCGGUUGCACAUAAAGACGAUCAUAAUCCAGCCACUUUACCGACUAAAGUACAACCGUUCCUGAAUGAAAACUCCGGAUACGAGGUUGCCAGGGUAGCAACUGUAGCCAAGGGAGAAACGGAAUCACCCCAGUACGAUCACCUCAACAGGGUAUCCGACAAGAGGCCAAGAGAGGCCCCGAUAUCAGUGAAGGACAGUGGAGCUUAUGACAGUUUGGGUGGGCACACAAAUUACAAUCACAUCGUGCCUGACCAGUAAAGCGUAAUUAAAAACAAGAAAAAUAACAGACAUUUUUACUGGUAAACUGUAAGUCGUAAAUGAGUAAAAGAGGGAAAAGCACUUUUCUUUCAGACAACGAAUCGACGAAAGAGAUGUGUGAUUACAUGAACUUCUGGUAAUUUUUGCAUUCGAACUUGAAGUAGUAUCAGAUUUGUGUAAUUCUGUAAGUCCAACUGCAAGGUUCGGAAAGUGAGAAUAAUUUUAGACAUACUUUUUAGAUUUCGUUGUAAAUAUCGACAUUAUUAUAACUGAAAAUUUGUAUCGUCCCUAAUAUAUUUUUAUUAUUAUUAAAAACUUUUUUGUUCUUUUUCUUUUUUUGUAUCGUAAAGUAUAGCUCUUUUCACCGU